Pygocentrus nattereri (red-bellied piranha) is the source of this 1566-nucleotide messenger RNA. RefSeq lists its product as uncharacterized. The coding region runs from base 151 to 1140 and encodes 329 amino acids. The transcript has 5 exons. Lineage: Eukaryota; Metazoa; Chordata; Actinopteri; Characiformes; Serrasalmidae. The record is from RefSeq and is a predicted model, not a curated record.
GGCAGUAACUAAUCACUAUUAAGCUUAUGCUGUGAUGGAUUUGUCAUUUUCUGUGUAUUUUCAGCCUUUACUACUCAAAGAUUCAAGUUUGUUGGGAAAUAUUAUUUUCCCUUGGUCCCAUUUUAGUCGUUCACAUUUAUGCCCUGAUUGAUGCUGGAUGCACUAGAUGUUUCACUGCUGUUCUGUGCGGAGUUUCUGGACUUGAUGCAUUUGUGCUAUAUACUUUACUUCCGCCUGAGUCACUGUUAUUCUGAAGUAACAAGACGCCUUUUACUUGAGCAUGGUGUUAUUCUACUCUGUUUAAGUAAAACCCACUAUUCACCACUGAAGUCUCCUUACAGUUACCCACAUUCAUACUUUCACUCAUAUUUUCUUUCUCUCUGUGUCCAUCUGUCUGUCAGCAUGUCUGGGGCUGAAUGUCUGUACAGCUGUGAAGACCCAGCUGUGUGGAGAGGGAUUUAUGGGAAAUACUGGGCUGUGGUGGAAGCGAAGUCUGCUGGGAAAGGGAAGACUUCAGGGAAACUGUUGGCACUAGAGAAAUGGUAUCAAGAAGAGCUGCCAGUGGUCAUUUCCGCUCGGACAGAGCCCUCUCUAACAUGCACAGAACUGGUCAAACUCAUGGAGUGGAAACUGACUAGGGGGAAGUUUCGGCCCCGACUGCAGCAGCUGGUUGGCUCUAACACUGAGGAGGCGGUGCUUAGUUGCACCAAGAAGGCUUUCAGUCUCCUUCCCAAUGUCCAGUCAGCAAUCGCAGAAUUAAGCACACUCAAAGGACUCGGACCUGCUACAGCAUCAGCCGUAUUAGCAGCAGGAGCCCCUGGUGAAGCUGCCUUCAUGGCUGAUGAGGCAGUGGAAAGCAUCGCUGAUCUGAGACCAGUUCAGUACACAGCAAAGCACUACUCCCUCUUCUUACAGAAAAUACUGCAUAGAACAGAUCAGCUCAACGAAGUGGACAGUGAACAGGACUGGACACCUCAUAAGGUGGAGUUGUGCUUAUGGGCAUGGGCUGUGGCCAGUCAGAUUCAGCCCUUGCUGCUGGAGAAGUUUUCUCUGAAUGAUGCCGCACAUGAGACCAAAGAAAAGCCAGGGAAGAGAAAGGAAACCAAUGAGCAGUCAUCUAAAAGACAGAAGACACACUAGUCCAAGAAGAUCUGACUUUACCUGUGUUUUGAUGUUGGACUCUUUGUGAAAGUUUCUCAGUUAACAUCAACCAAAGGGUUCAUGGGUUUCUGUUUGUUUUGUAUGCCUAGCAAGUUUUACUAUGUAAAAUAAAGCCCCCGUUUUUGCAGGACAGACAUGUUUAUUUCUCAGUUUGAGAACUUAAGUGCAUCUUAAGGACACACUGAAACGACUUAUUCUGCACCAUGAACAGAUGCCCACUGUCCAUGAGAGAGUGGGCAGCACCUACUGUCUGAUUUAUACCCAAGUGAAAACAGAGUUCUUUGCAGACGACAAGUUAGCACAGGAACAGAUUUGUAUGUUCAUGCUUUCGUGUUAAAAGUUUUCAAGCUAUUUUCUUGUUCAAGAGUUGAAAAAGUUAAAUAAAGGAAGAAAGUUUUUACAGAA